AUGCCUUCCGCAUUUUCCCCCCAUCGAUGGGCCUCUGAAUCUUCGCGGAUCGGGAUGCGUCCCGCGUUCCCCUCCCGCUCAGCUGCCAGCUGUCAAGAUCGAACUCGGGGAAGGACGUGUUGCCGAGCGGCGCUGCGGCUGGCGGAGAGAAAGUGCGAGGCGUGUGAGCAGGACGGCGAGGCGCUGCAGUACAUGGGAUUCUGCGCCGCGCUAGGCAGGGAGGCGGCGGGCGAGUAUCUGUCUCAGGUGAGCGGCUGGCAGAUAGUGGAGGAUGAGGAAAAGCGACUCCGGAUAAGAAGAAAUUUCAGGAGCAGGAACUUUCUGAAGGGACUGGAGCUGUUUCGCAGAAUUGGCGAAGUCGCUGAGGCCGAGGGCCACCACCCAGAUCUGCAUUUGGAGGGAUGGAAUCGUGCUACCGUGGAGCUCUGGACCCAUUCGAGAGGGGGCCUAACGGAGAAUGACUUCAUCAUGGCGGCGAAGAUUGACGACAUCAAAAAAGACGAUCUUCUCCGUUCCAAGAGAAAGGCCACCAAGACGCAAACAUGA
This is a messenger RNA of Ostreobium quekettii, 546 nucleotides long. The record is from the annotation of a GenBank genome assembly. NCBI's taxonomy places the organism in Eukaryota, Viridiplantae, Chlorophyta, Ulvophyceae, Bryopsidales, Ostreobiaceae.